Molecule: messenger RNA, 1176 nt
Organism: Seminavis robusta
Lineage: Eukaryota; Bacillariophyta; Bacillariophyceae; Naviculales; Naviculaceae
Source: the annotation of a GenBank genome assembly
AUGAAGUUUUCAUCUGUCCUCAUCCUGGCCUUACAAAUCAGUACCUGUCAAGGCUUUGUUCUGCCCAAUACCUUCGUGUCCAAAAGUAGCCACCUUUUUUCCACGGUAGAAACAAAAGAUUUGUCUCUCACAGAACAAGAUGAACAGCUGAAGGAACCAACAUCAGUUCGAGCUCCGCUCAAGUUUAUGGGUCCCUACCCCUGUCUGGGGUUGAAAUUCCCACAUCUGGCAACUUCGGCCCAGCGCGCCAAAAACAUGAGUGGAAUCUCUUUGGAUUUCCUUUUGGAUACAGCCGCCAAUGUCAACACAAUUAACAGUCAAGUGGCUACGGAAUUGCAGCUUUCUGAAGCGGGAGAAGCACUCCCAGGAGUCAGUGCUGCUGGAUCCAUGGGCGGUGGCACAACCUACAUGCUGGGAGACUGUGAACUCGAGGGUGUAGCCGAGGAGGCAUCCUUUAUGCAAGAGCUCACAGCAUCGGCUCUUCCCGUGGAAAGUCCGGCUUCGGCGGGGCUACUCAGUUUGCCAUUCUUUCACUGCUUUGAAGGAGGGGUAGAGUUUGAUUGGGUGGGUCAACAAAUGGAUGGCAAGCAACUGCCUCCUUCCGUUACCUUUUACGGUCCAGGAGACAGUGAUGCAAUUUUGCAAGACAUCACACGAGUCAAGAUAGAAGAAUUGCCCGUGACGCGUCUCCCAAUGGUCCAACUCAAUAUCAACAAUAUGACCAUCCCAGCACUUCUUGACACGGGAUCACCCAUUACAGUCAUCAAUGCCCAAGCCGCUAAAGAAGCUGGAAUUGAAACUGCAGAAAUUUCCACCAGCAAUGACGACGACAAGAAGGGUGGCAACCUGUUUUCCAAUUUUGCGAAUCGAUUCCAACAAGCUCAGGCAGCCGCACAGGCCGCUGCACGGGGAGAUCUCAUCACCAUUGCUGGAGCAGACGGCAAACCAGUGCAACUCAUCAAGUCCCAAUCGGAGGCUGGCGUGCAUUUGGCAUCCGACGACGACGAGAUUGUAGAUUUUGGAAACAGCAAUAUCUACGUUGGCAAUCUGCCUGGUCUAGCAGCUUUGAAUGGGUUGGGAGAUGAGUCUCCACCGGCUGCCGUCUUGGGAAUGGAUAUUCUUCGCAAGAAACCAAAGAUGUUGCUUUUGGCCAGGAAUCAAGAGGUUUACUUUUAA